Aedes aegypti (yellow fever mosquito) is the source of this 5646-nucleotide messenger RNA. Its product is annotated as angiopoietin-2. The transcript is spliced from 8 exons. The record is from RefSeq and is a predicted model, not a curated record. NCBI's taxonomy places the organism in Eukaryota, Metazoa, Arthropoda, Insecta, Diptera, Culicidae. Bases 645 to 2876 code for a protein of 743 amino acids.
UCCGUGCAGCAGCAGCUCGUGUCGCGUAUUGGCCAUGCUGAGGCGCGCAGAAAUUAUUUAACCGCGAUACGAAUCGGUUGUGUUUUUGGCGUUUUUCGCGCGCUGUUUUAUUUUCCAAACUUUCCGUGUCUGUAUGUGUCUUCUGUGGUGCAUUAGGACACGCGCGUUGCAUCGAAACGAUUCUCGGUCGAAUCAAGUGGAUUUUAAGUUUUGAUCGCGCCCGCGUUUUUUGUGUCUGAUUUCUGAAGACUGUGGCUGAAGUGCGUGUCGCAGAAGGGAAAUUUUCGACGUACGCACAGGAUUUUGUGGUCCAAUCGGGACGAGAUAAGCCGCGAAGUCGUCGUCACUCCAUCCCCCUCGCGACGUGUUAGAAGAAGAUCUUCGAUUGAUUAGAAGUGCUAUUCUGCAGGAAGCCACAGACCCGUGUCCGUAGAGGUUGGCGCUGGGCUGCGGUUUGCGCCGCUUGACCGGAAUUUCAGUGAAACGUGCAAUAAAACAGUGAAGAAUAGGUGGCGGUGUUCAGAAUAACCGGAAGUCACGGUGGACCAAGCCCCCUCGAUUGGGUCGUUACCCAAUUUUUCCCAACCAUCUUUUCGAACCCAGUCUAGGCACCCGUAGAUUUGUAACCGAACCCACCGCCGGAGAUGGCCUUCUUUAGGGCCUAUUACUGUUCAGUGCUACUGUUGUUCUACUUUGGGUCCUUGGUCCAAAGUGGAACUCCGGUGCGGCCCGGUACCGGUAAUCCGUCGCCGCGUUUGCCUCGUACCAGUGCCAGCCAGCUGUCCGCGCAGAACAACAACAGCACCGGAGUGCGCAACUUGGCCGCCAAGAACCUUACCGCCCAACAGGGAGGACGUGGGAACUACAGAUCAAGGGAGCAGCAGCUGCUGAAUGUGUUCGAAGUAGUGGUAUCGACGUUGGAGGGUAAACUCCAGCGGAUAGACAACCUGGACAAAGCGGUGGAACACCUGAUGCGACGGGUGGAAUCGUUGGACAGUAAGGUGGGGGACAAUAUCCACAAAACUGAUUCGGUCAUCACUAAGCUCCGGACGCUGGACAGUAAACUGUCGGCAGCGGGAGACGAUGAUAGGCCAAACAGUGUCCGGACGGCCAAGUCCACGAACAGCUUGGACAGUCGAUUGGUGUCGUUGGAUCAGAAGGUUAGCGAUAUCGAUAACAAGCUGAACGGACUCAAGAAUCAGAUCGACAGUAAUUUCUUACCGCUGGACGAUAUAAAUGCUGAAGCCAGUGAACGUAAGACUGUUAGCAUGAAUGUGGCCGAAAUUACAAAGGCAAUGCACUCAGAGGUGAUGGGGCAUAUCACUAAGGAGUUGGGUCAACUAAGAGCGAUCCAGGAAGGUAUCGAUAAGAAACUCCAAUUCCACAUCAACAUCGUAUCGGAGAAUUUGGGCAAGACCAUCAACCUGCUGAAUGAAGUCCACGAUGCGGUGGUGGACCACAACAUCAACUUCAACUACAACUCGACUUCUACGAUUCCACCAUAUGUGAAGGCCAGCAAGAUCGACAUCCUGGUGAAGCAGAUCCGACCGAUCAUGUCCGUUUCGGAGAAAAUGGACGAAGUGUGGGACGUUGUCGUGGGAACCAAGAGCUCCGUUGACGAUCUGGUACCCAAAUCGGAUGCUCUUCUCACGCAGAACCAACGGCAGGAACGUGCCAUCGGCGAAAUUCAUCACGAUUUGAAAACCAAAACGAACCUGAUCAUCAACAACUUGGACAUGGUGGAGAAGCGACUCAAGAAACAGGAAGAUGACGUGGCAGUCUUGGCACAACGUCCCGUUCCCGCUGAACUUCUGAUGGAUCCCACGAUUGACCGACUCGUUGAAUACGAUCCCAACCGUUCCAACAAACACAGGUACUCAAUCGUGGAGGACUUCACGGAAGCCCUGCCAACGACGACCUACCCCACUUCAUCUUCGACGACGAGCACCAGCAGCAGUAGCAGCAGCAGCAGCACCACCACCGCUAGCAACGUGAAUCUUCCCAACACGACAUCGGCUUCGGCGCAGACGGUUCAGGCAGGAGGCAAAAACGUGUCCCGUAAAGGCGGAAUCAUCUUCCCCAGUGUGAAGAACAAGCCUUCCGUGCUCAACAACACCUUUGCCAGCGAGAGCCUGCUCUUCAAAGACAUUAAGGGAUUCUCCUGUGCCGACCUGAUGAACGCCGGAAUGCGCCAAUCCGGAGUGUACUAUCUUCAAAUCCGUGGCACCACCUACUGGUUCCUGAAGGUGUUCUGCGAGCAGGAAGUUGCCGACGGUGGAUGGACUGUCAUUCAACGACGUGACGACUUUGGCGAGCCCCGGGAAAACUUCAACCGCGACUGGGCUGACUACAAGAACGGAUUCGGCGAUCCGGCGAAGGAAUUCUGGCUCGGCAACGAAAACAUCUACAUGCUGACGAACAACGAGGACUACUCGCUCCGGGUCGAGCUGGAAGAUUUCGAAGGAAACAAGAGGUACGCACAAUACUCCCAUUUCAAGAUCCAUUCCGAGCAAGACUACUACAAACUGGAAAUCGAUGGCUACGAAGGCAAUGCCGGCGACUCGCUGAACGACCCCUGGUACGGUUCCAACAAUAGCCCCUUCUCGACGUACAACAGGGACAACGAUCGGAGCUCGUUGAACUGCGCCAGCAUGCUCAAGGGCGGCUGGUGGUGGAAGUCAUGCGGCCGAGGACUGAACGGACUCUACCUGCACGAUCCCCAGGAUCUGACCGCCCGGCAGGGCAUCGUCUGGUUCCGCUGGAGAGGCUGGGACUACACCCUGAAGAAGGCCACCAUGAUGAUCAAACCGCGAGGUCCACAGGCAGCGGCUCAGCAACAGAUAGCGGCUGCGGCAGCGGCGGCGACGACGGCGUAAAAAGUAGGGGCAACGAGGAGGCGUUCUGUUUUUGGUUCAUUCGCGCGCAAACUCAAGAGUUUUUUGUACAAAUUCUUUUUUGUUUUCAUUGUUUUCUGUUUUGUUUUUAUUGUUUCAAACAAUCGGUCUUUAAAUGAUGCGACUACGAAAAACGCAAGCCGAAACAUGGAAGAUAACGAUGUUUCCAGGCUCUCGAGAUAGAAAAUUGCCUAAAAAUGUGUCCCUUGUUUCGGUUAUCCAAGGGACCCCCGCCAAUUACAAAAACACCCGCAAUAAUGUUUAGAGAUGCUUGUAAAUUUAUCCAUGUCUUGCCCUUAGAGUGAAUGGGACUUUCCUCUAUCCAACUCUGCCUUUUUGAGCAACUCCAAUCCUCCGUCCUUUUUGUUGUAUAUGUAUUUUACGUUUAAUUUAUUAAAUUUAGUUGAAAGGACGAGCGUGAGAGCGAAAGCAAAAGAAACCAUCACUUUUAUUUAGCGAAAUAUCUUAGUCUUACGGUCUGUGGCGAGACACGAAAUAGAAGGGAACGUUAAUUAUAUAUUGUUGUAUAUCCCGCCAUGGGUUUUCUGGAAAAUUUGACUUCCAAAUGACCAAACUUAUACGGUAAGAAGAUGAAAAGAGAGUACAACACGAACGACGGUUUUGACAUUUUUUCCAAAACAUCCAAAAAGUAUGGAAACCAAGCGAUAUUUUUCUUUUCUUAUCCUAUAAACUCUGGCCUUUAUACGCAGACGAAGAGAAGAUAUCCGAAGAUCACGAACUGAAAGAGAUUGUUUAACGAUAGUGUAUUUGUUUUUUAUUAGAUAAAAUUGAUCAUCCCUCAUGCACAAUAUAUUUUCGAAUGUUUUAUUUUUCUACUUGGUUUAUUCGCUACAUUGAGGGUGUGGAAUGCGUUGUGUCUUGGUUUACUGAGAAAUGCUAAAUGUCUAUCGUUGAGAUUUAUGAUCCGUCACAAACUAUUGCCUUCAUAUUACUCUGCAAGAAGACACCCCUAAUAAACCACGGCGAGUUCAUUUGACAUUCGCCAUCUAAUGUCAAAUGCACGUCAAAUGUGGCACAUUCCAUUGUCAAUCCCUUGCUACUGUGAGAUGCACCUGGUGACAGCUUUGUGCAACCGGAAAGGUCAUCACGUUUGGAUCUCUCCGGAAUUAGGUUUCCCCGUUGGCCAUCUCUGUGAAUACAGUGCGGACCACCAUGACUCUGCACAAACAACUUGACGUUACCUAAUUCUGCCAUGGUGUGACCUCGCCUCUUCUUAACAACCAUGCUGCUACCAAGAGGAUCAUAAUUCAUUUCACCAUGUCGCGAGGAUUGCGAUUUUUCAAAACCUUUCGCUUUUUCUUCGCUUCAGCGGAACAGAGUCUUUUGCCUUAUACCGUCUUUAGCAUGCGGACGUUCGUUCGCUCAAAAGGAUUGAGCUAUAGACAUACAAUUCUAGAGUUAGCCAACGGUGGUUACAGAUUUUUAUGUUGCAAAAGCUUGCCAUCAUCAUUAGGAAAUCAUAAUAACUAAGUACGCUCGAGGUCUUAUAUUGACUGUGAAAAGAGAUGCUUUUACGAGUUUUUAGAUCCGGAUGGUGAAGGCAUAAAGUGCAGCUGCCGUUAUGUAAAACAUGCGGUUGAACGAAUGCGCCUUCAGGUUCAUAACCUUAAACAAUAUGGAACAGAAUAACAGUUCUUUCGCCAAUUUUUGAACCCUAUGAGAAUUACAGGUUUAAAAAAUAUGGCAAUUCAAUCAAAGUUGGCUGUUCGCAAUUAAACCGAAUGGAUAUUAUGUUAUUGAUAAAGGCUUUAUCGUAUUUCAUUAAGCAGUCAUAAAGAAAAAGUUUUUCGAAAAAAAAAAAAAAAAAAAAAAAAACAAUUGAUCAGAACAGGGUGUUUGAUGUUUUUUCAUAAACUUUGACGAAGUUGUUAAAUAAGUCCAUAAAUAUGAAAGUAUUCCAACAUGGCGUGAAAUUUUUACUCAUUUUGAUACAUAAUUUUACUUUAUAGGCAGUUUUCUUCAGCUUUAACAUUUAGCAUUUCUAAGUGCAAUAAAUUUGCCAAGCAAACAAAUUCGACAAUGAAUCAGUUAUUGAUUAACGUGAAUCAUUCCGAGACUACGAGCGAAGUCACUAUUCAAUCUAGUAACAUACCAUGGAAAUCAAAACUCUCAUCAAUCUUCAUCAUGUGAAAAACUAUGGACAAACAUGUAAGGUUCAAGUUCAGUCACUAAGAAAAAUAAAACAUUGUCACAGAAAAGAAACCCAUCCUGCACCACAAAAGAAAAAGAAAAUAUAUAAUACUGUUAUGCAACAAAAUCAAUAAAUAUAGAAUCAUCUAUACACUCGAUCAUUUAAGUGUAGAAAAUCGAAGUUGAAAAUAGCCACAACUCAACAGAAUAAUAAAUCGAAAAAAACAAUCAAAAUUAAGAAAAAAAAAAUCUACAGCAAUCGUCAAUUGUUUGCAGUAAGUAAAACUAUUGGAAUUAUUCACACACAAAAACACACCCAUAUAAGAAAAAACAAGCAACGCAGACCACCACACACCACAGAUGCACAACAUUUUUGAAGAAAUAAUUGUAAGUAAAAGUAUAGGAACCCUGUUCGGCGAAACGAAAUCAUCUUCGGAACACACAUACACACGCACACAUACAUUAGCGGAAGCAUAAGCAAAACAAGAUAUAUACGAAAACCGCAGCAGAGAAAUCCAAUUGUAAAUAUCGUUUUAAUUUAAUAGUUGUUAGGAUGUUUUUAUACUGAAGUAAAACGAAUGUGAAAAUAGUUGUAAAAAAA